This is a messenger RNA of Plectropomus leopardus (leopard coralgrouper), 1789 nucleotides long. RefSeq names its product sorting nexin 15 (gene snx15). Gene Ontology annotation, molecular function: phosphatidylinositol binding. NCBI's taxonomy places the organism in Eukaryota, Metazoa, Chordata, Actinopteri, Perciformes, Serranidae. The record is from RefSeq and is a predicted model, not a curated record.
GCAGAGGAGGGACAGUAGAAUCACAACAGAGCUACUACAGCUUUGACAGCUUUGUUUUGUGUCGCUGAAACACGUUGUGUUUUUUUUUUUUGUUACCGAUAACGGACAUGUCACGAAAACCCAAAGAUGAAUUCUACCGUUUUUUCAACGUUAGCGACCCACGCACACACGAGAAGGGGUACACCGAGUACAAAGUGACAGCAAGGUUUGUGUCCAAGCGUCAUCCAGAAGAUGUGAAGGAGGUGGUGGUGUGGAGGAGGUUCUCGGAGCUGAAGAAGCUCCACGGGGAGCUGGCCUACACGCACAGGAACCUGUUCAGAAGACAGGAGGAGUUUCCUUCUUUUCCCCGCUCACAAGUCUUUGGAAGGUUUGAUGAGGCUGUGAUUGAAGAGAGGAGGAAAGCUGCAGAGACCAUGCUUCUGUUUACUACCACCAUACCUGCACUCUACAACAGUCCACAGCUCAAGGACUUCUUCAGAGGUGGAGAGGUCACAAGGCCUCUGGAUGCCACCCCUCUGUCCUCUGCUGGGCCCCUGCCACCCCCUCUCAUCCCCCUUCCCAAGCGGAGAGACUCAGACUGUGAACCCGCAGAGGAGGAGGAGGGGAGGGAGGCUCCCACCUUACCCCAAGACCUGGGCACCAACUUGGGCUUAGAGGUGGGAGAACCAGAAGUGGCGGCUGAGGCUUACAGCGAGAUGGGAGGAUCUCCAAGGGAAGAACAAGCAGAAGAGGAGCUGAGAGAUACAGAACUGGAUGACAGAAUUCCGUCUCCCUUCCAAUACCCAGACGAAAACCACCAAUCACAAGAGUCCCAGGAAGAAUUUGAUUCACUGUUUGACUGUGUGGCAGAGAAGCAAGUCCCAUCCCCAAAAGAGGAAGGUCCCCCUCCCCUGACUGAUAAUGACUUGGCUGUCUUUGAUCCCUGCCAUAAACAAGAAAAGCCCAAUUCCUCCAGUGACCACUCCGAAUUGUUCUCACUACCGCCAGCCAGUCUGGAUGGAGGGGAUGCAGCUUACUUAAACCAAGCUGCCAGCGAGCUAACAGCUGCAAUGGAGAGGGAGAAGGAGGGAGAAUUUAGUUCUGCCAUUCGUGGAUACAGGACGGCGGUGGAUAUACUGAUCACUGGAGUACAGGGAGACCCAGAUCCGGUACGCAAGGAGUCUGUGAUGAGAAGGACAGCCCAGUAUCUGAAGCACACUGAGAUGCUGGUCGACAGGCACUCCUCACCCACACACACUCACACACCAACACACACACAUACACAGGAGCCUUAGAUGCACAUGCACAUUUUCAUAUACACUGUUGAUCUACAUGAAGACCGAUCAAAGACUAAAAAGCUCAGGGUUGUGACACAAAUAAAGACACAUAUGUCACACACACUCACAUACUCUUCCUCUCUUAAUAAAAUUACUCAUGGGAAUACUGACACAAAUGCACAGUUAUAUACAGUAUGUUGUCAUAGUGAGAACACAAACUCAUUUGGCCCAUUCAGAAAUACACUAAGGUGCUACUACUACCAGCACACACACACACACACACACACACACACACACACACACACGCAAAAUCCUGAGAUACAGUUUACACAACAGACUGCUACUUUAGCUGCCUUUGUGUAGUAAAAAAAGUGAUUUACUAAAUCUAAAGUAACUUUAUGUAUUGAUGGAUAAAUAAUCCAUCUCUCUCCUUCUCUUCUCUUGUUUGAUUCUUACCUUCCUUUUACAAAGUUCUCUUGUUAAUUACAGUAAUGUGUGUGUAUAUCAGUAAUUUGCAUUUUGCACAAACAAUG